Messenger RNA from Ilex paraguariensis (yerba mate), 708 nucleotides. NCBI's taxonomy places the organism in Eukaryota, Viridiplantae, Streptophyta, Magnoliopsida, Aquifoliales, Aquifoliaceae. The record is from the annotation of a GenBank genome assembly.
AUGGCAGCCACCGCACAAUCAAUCCGUUUUGGUGGUGCUGUCCCUGCCACCACUGCCGGUAACCUAGACGCUCUCAACAGAGUCCUCGCCGACCUCUGCACCAAAGGCAAUCAAAAGGAUGGGGCUGCAUUAGCAUUUAGGAGACAUGUGGAGGAAGAAGCUCGUGAUCUUAGCGGAGAAGCUUUUUCGCGAUUUAUGGAUCAGUUGUAUGAUCGAAUUACUACUCUUUUAGAAAGCAAUGACGUGUCUGGAAAUUUGGGAGCAUUAAGGGCCAUUGAUGAGUUGAUUGAUGUAGCACUUGGAGAGAAUGCGUCGAAGGUUUCAAAGUUUUCGAGUUACAUGAGAACUGUAUUUGAGGUGAAGCGUGACCCUAAGAUUCUGGUUCUUGCUAGUGAGGUUCUUGGCCAUUUAGCCAGAGCUGGCGGGGCAAUGACUGCGGAUGAAGUGGAACGCCAGUUGAAAAAUGCACUCGAAUGGCUUGGUGGUGAAAGAGUUGAGUAUCGUCGUUUUGCUGCCGUCUUAAUCUUGAAAGAAAUGGCUGAGAAUGCUUCAACAGUAUUCAAUGUUCAUGUACCUGAAUUUGUUGAUGCUAUCUGGGCUGCUUUGAGGGAUCCAACAUUGGCUGUUCGAGUGAGGGCUGUGGAAGCAUUACGUGCUUGUCUCCGCGUUAUUGAAAAACGUGAAACACGUUGGCGUGUGCAGUGGUGA